This is a messenger RNA of Acaulospora colombiana, 557 nucleotides long. NCBI's taxonomy places the organism in Eukaryota, Fungi, Glomeromycota, Glomeromycetes, Diversisporales, Acaulosporaceae. The record is from the annotation of a GenBank genome assembly.
CCUUGCAACAUUUCAAGAGGCUUCAUGAGAAGUUGGUGGAGACUGUGCCACCAGAAGCCUCAGACAAGACACACAUCAUAGUAUUAACUGGAGAAUGUACAGCAUACAGGCACGAUACGGAUAGGGAGUUGAUUUUCAGACAAGAUCACCUGUUCAUACCUGAAGAGGAUCCAUUGGAGGUAUUAUGGUCCCCGGCACCACCAAACCUCGCUCAAGCCCGCGACCUAUACGAUGCGACGAACAUCGGCUUUAGCAAAGACUUUGCAACAUCCCUAGCCACUGUGACAAGCAAUAUUACCAAUCAUAUGAUACAUAUACUUCCCUCUUCUCCCCUCUUUCCAUCUCAAUCCGCAGAUGUCAUGAGCUAUCUUGGUUCAGCUACAAGCCAAUAUCUAUUGGACGCUUUGCAUCAAGUGCGCCUCAUUAAAGAUGAAUAUGAGAUCGAACUCAUCAAGAAGGCUAAUGAUAUCUCGUCUCGAGCUCAUGAACACGAACAGUAUCACCGAACAGAACGCUCCAACUAUGCCUUCCCAAUGGAGAAUAACAAAGGAAGCUGA